Manis javanica (Malayan pangolin) is the source of this 2039-nucleotide messenger RNA. RefSeq names its product ankyrin repeat family A member 2 (gene ANKRA2). Gene Ontology annotation, cellular component: nucleus. Gene Ontology annotation, biological process: regulation of gene expression. Gene Ontology annotation, molecular function: protein binding. NCBI's taxonomy places the organism in Eukaryota, Metazoa, Chordata, Mammalia, Pholidota, Manidae. The record is from RefSeq and is a predicted model, not a curated record.
ACAGGAGAGGGGCGAUGGGGAGGAGGAGGCGUGGCGGGAGGACGAGAGUGGGUCCUUCGACUGGUGACACAGGGUGGUCAGCUGCAAUGACCUUGUGUCUGUAGCUGCAGAAGGUCCGCGCUGCGCAGCGGCGGGAAAAAACCUGGAAGCCUUCUCGGCUGCAAGGAUACGAACGUUUUUUGGCCAUAAAGCGAAAGAAGAAAUCGGAAGUGACGUCGCGGUCCAGACAAGCCGGAGCCCUGAGGCCCCUGGUCAGUCUGCGGCCACAGAUGGAAAGGCCCGACUCGCUGUCGGCUGUCGAAGGUAGUCGCGAGGCCCUGCUCUCCCACCCGGGCGGCGCCCGGCCCCUGUCCCCGGAACCCGCCCGCCUCGGGUGAGCCAGAGUUUCUGCCUACCGUGUCUGAGCCGCGCUGGGACCUUUCGGGAAGAGCUGGAGGCUGGCCACAGAGCAGCAGACUUCUCUGCCUACUGUCUCCCCUCCAGCGGGCUUCUGUCCUGGGACGCUGGGACACCUGUUGCCUAUUUUUUAUUAUCUAAAUCCCAAAAAUACACUGGAUACCUCUUUUACAAAACCAAGAGGAAAUCAUGAAGAAAUGUUUUAAUUAUUGAAACUACACUUGAAGUCAUGGCUACAUCAGCCAAUCUGGAUAUCGGAGCCCAGCUGAUUGUGGAGGAGUGUCCCAGCAGUUACAGUCUAGCUGGUGUGCCGGACAUUAAAGUAGAGCACCAGCUGAGCUCGAAUGCAGAAGAAGGAUCAGCCCAAGGCGUUACCAUGGGAAUGAAAUUCAUAUUGCCUAACCGAUUUGAUAUGAAUGUGUGUUCUCGAUUUGUGAAGUCCUUGAAUGAAGAGGAUAGUAAAAAUAUUCAAGAUCAAGUUAACUCUGACCUGGAGGUGGCAUCUGUCUUAUUUAAAGCUGAAUGCAACAUCCAUACAUCUGCUUCUCCCGGAAUUCAAGUAAGGCAUGUCUACACUCCCUCUACAACAAAGCACUUCUCACCCAUAAAGCAGUCAACUACUUUAACUAACAAACACAGAGGGAAUGAGGUCUCUACCACACCUCUGUUAGCAAAUUCUUUAUCUGUUCACCAGUUGGCUGCACAGGGUGAGAUGCUCUACCUGGCUAGUCGUAUUGAACAAGAAAAUGUUAUCAAUCACACAGACGAAGAAGGAUUUACGCCUCUAAUGUGGGCUGCAGCACAUGGGCAAAUAGCUGUGGUAGAGUUUCUACUUCAGAAUGGUGCUGAUCCCCAGCUUUUAGGAAAAGGUCGAGAAAGUGCACUGUCAUUGGCCUGUAGUAAAGGCUACACAGAUAUUGUCAAAAUGCUGCUUGAUUGUGGAGUUGAUGUAAAUGAAUAUGAUUGGAAUGGAGGGACACCUUUGCUUUAUGCUGUCCAUGGAAAUCAUGUGAGAUGUGUGAAAAUGCUGUUAGAAAAUGGAGCUGACCCAACGAUUGAAACUGACUCUGGAUAUAAUUCUAUGGAUUUAGCUGUAGCUUUGGGCUAUAGAAGCGUUCAACAGGUCAUUGAGUCACAUUUACUGAAGCUGCUUCAAAAUAUCAAGGAGUAGAGAUAGUCAUCAGAAACUGUUGUGUGCCCUCCAUUUACUUUUUGGCCAUUACAAAUGAUAGAUUUGUUUACUUAUAAAUUUUUACCUCAGUUGCAAUAUUUACUGAUUUUUAGUAAGUUUUAAUAAAUAUUCCUUUAAGUAAUUUACUGGUUUAUAAUAAAAAUGAUGCUCUUUUUAAAAUGUGUUUUGCUGCAUAUUUAAAAUUAUAAAUUAAUGUUUUGAGGCAUGUAAAUUUUUAUGGUACAGAUAGUUAUCUGUCUUUAUAUCAAGUGCUGUAAUUUAACAUUUUCAAAAUUAUUCUACCCUGUUCAUUUUCACUCUUGUAUUAACCCAUUGAUUUUAUAUAGAGUUUGCUAUAAAUCCAUAGGAAAAAAAAUUGUUAUUGUUGAAUCUUAAAAAUGCACAGUGUGAUUGUUUACAAAAUUAUGUUAAUAAAUAAAUAAAGUACUUUUUCUGUUAGUUUGCAUACUGA